Molecule: messenger RNA, 1788 nt
Organism: Candida albicans SC5314
Lineage: Eukaryota; Fungi; Ascomycota; Pichiomycetes; Serinales; Debaryomycetaceae
Gene: DAK2
Product: dihydroxyacetone kinase
Exons: 1
Coding region: 1-1788 (595 amino acids)
Biological process (GO): glycerol catabolic process
Cellular component (GO): cytosol
Molecular function (GO): ATP binding; glycerone kinase activity
Source: RefSeq, a predicted model, not a curated record
AUGACAUUAGCUAAACAUUGGAAAUACGGUAAAGACGAAGACAUUGUGGUUACCCAAUUGAGAGGGUUAGUAGCUUCUAAUCCUUAUGUGAAUUUAAUCCCAAGUGAAAAAGUUGUAUUUAACCCUCAUUCGGAUACUUCCAAAAAAAUUACCAUUAUCAGUGGUGGUGGUGCUGGACAUGAACCUAUGCAUGGAGGAUUUGUUGGAGAGAAUUUAUUAGAUGCUGCAGUUAGUGGAUCGGUUUUUGCUAGUCCUUCAACAAAACAAAUCAUGGCAGCCAUUAAAACCAAAUCUAAUAAAGAAAAAGGUACCAUUAUUGUAAUUAAAAACUAUACUGGAGAUAUUUUACAUUUUGGUUUAGUUGCAGAAAGAGCUAAAAGUGAAGGUUAUAAAGUUGAAUUAGUGAUUGUGAGUGAUGAUGUUGCUGUUGGAAGAGAACAAAAUAAGAUGGUGGGGAGAAGAGGAUUGGCUGGGACAGCUUUUAUUCAUAAAAUCUUGGGUUCUGCUAGUGCUACUAGUCCAGAUGUUGAUUUGAAAUCAUUGAGUGAUUUAGGUCAUGCCAUCAAUAAGAAUUUAGUAACUUUGGGAGCAAGUUUGGAUCGUACUUCAGUUCCGGGGAAAUUGGAAGAAGAAAUUGAAUUCACAGGAAAUGAUGAAAUGGAAUUGGGAUUGGGUAUUCAUAAUGAACCUGGUACUAAAAUUAAACCAAUUCCUAAUAUCGAUGAAUUGAUCCAAAAAAUGUAUCAUCAAUUAUUAUCUCCAGAAGAUAAAGACCGCCAUUAUGUUGAUUUUGAUUUCGAAAAUGAUGAAUAUGUGUUAUUGAUUAAUAAUAUUGGUGGAACUUCAUCAUUUGAAUUAUAUGCCAUUGCUGAACACGCAUUGGCUAAUUUGCCUUUGAAAAAGAAACCAAAGAGAGUUUAUGUCAGUGAUUUCGUCACAUCUUUCAAUUCACCAGGAUUUUCAAUAACAUUGUUGAACUUGUCAAAUUUGAAGAAAGAAGAUAUCUCAUUCACUGAUGAAGAUGUGUUGAAGUUUUUGGAUACUCCAACUAAUGCUCCAGGUUGGAAACCAAAAAUCUAUGAUUCAGAAAUUUGGGAUCUGCAAAAUAAAGAAAUUGAAUCGCCUAUGAAAAAUGAAACUUUAACAUCUUCAGAUCUUAAAAUUGACGGCCAAAAAUUUGAAUCUCAAUUAGUUAAUGCCUUGAAAGUUUUAUUGGAUGAAGAACCAAAAAUCACCCGUUAUGAUACUGUUGUUGGUGAUGGAGAUUGUGGUCAAACUUUAGCUGAUGGAGCAAACUCCAUUUUGAAAGCAUUAAAAGAAGAUGAUGAUUUUAAAUCAAAUUUAAAUGAUCCAGUUUAUACUCUUGGGAAAAUCACAGAAUAUGUUGAAGAUAGUAUGGGUGGGACUUCUGGAGGUCUUUAUUCUAUUUUCUUAACUGCUUUAGUGAAACAGUUGAAGCAAACCAAAGAAAUCAGUGUACAAUCCGUUGGUGAUGCCUUAUACCAUGCUUUGUACGAUGGGUUGUUCAAGUAUACCAGAGCAAGAGUUGGUGGAAGAACUUUGAUUGAUACAUUGCAACCAUUUGUGGAUGCCUUACAUAAAACUGGCGAUUUAACUAAAGCAGUUGAAGCAGCUAAUAAAGGUUGUGAAGAAACUAAGAAUUUACAUGCUUCAUUUGGUAGAGCAAGUUAUGUUAAUGAGGAAGAAUUUAAAGCAGAAGGUGGUAUCCCAGAUCCAGGUGCUGUUGGUGUAUUGGCAUUAAUCAAAGGGUUUACAGAGAAGUUAUGA